AUGAACCUCCUACACUCGGCCCUCGACAAGGUGCGCGACCGCUACGCCCCUGUAUCACACACUUCCACAUUCCGCAACACCGGCCAAAUCACACCAGAAGAGUUUCUUCUCGCUGGAGACUACAUAGUAUAUAAAUUCCCGUCAUGGUCAUGGUCCGAUGCUGCCUCCCCCGCCCGCCGCGUCAACUACCUUCCCGAAGGCAAGCAGUUCCUGAUCACGAGAGGCGUACCGUGCCAUAGACGCCUCGACGACAACUUCGCGUCCGGAGGCGGCGCCGCCGACGACCUCGUACGUGACGGUUUCUUGGGCGGUCCAGAUGAGGAGGGCGAUGACGAAGGCUGGCUUCGGACCGGUGGUGCAAGCGAGAAGGAGCAAGAACAACUUCGCGGUCAGGUGCGGACAAUGACCGAGAGCGGGACCAUUGGCAAGAAAGCCGAAGAGGAAGACGACGAUAUUCCAGACAUGGAAGACGACGAUGACGAUAACGAGGCAAUCAUCCGCGACAAGACUCAAGGCGGCGCAGCACCACUACGUACAUAUACGCUCUACAUCACGUAUACUCCAUACUACCGCACGCCACGCUUCUGGCUAUCAGGGUAUCUUUCGCCCUCCGAACCCUUGCCACCACAGGCCAUGAUGGAGGACAUCGUUGGCGACUACAAAGACAAGACCGUCACAUUAGAGGACUUCCCCUUCUUCGACAACUCGGUCAAGAUGGCGUCCAUCCACCCCUGUAAACACGCCUCCGUGAUGAAGAUCCUCCUCGACCGCGCCGACGCGGCACUCAAGCUCCGGCUGCAGAAGGCGAAGCAAGGAGAUCUACAGGGAGCAAGUGGCGCGACUAUGGGAAUGGAGGGCCUCAUAGACGAUACGUCACGUCUAGGCCUGAAAGACGGGUCGCGCAAAGGCCACGAGGCGGGCGUGAAGGCCGCGGGCGGUGGUGGCGAUGAGUGGGAGGUGCUGGAGCAGGGCGAGGAGGAGGAGGACGAGGCGCGCGUGGCAAUCAGGGUGGAUCAGUACUUGGUAGUGUUCUUGAAGUUCAUGGCCAGCGUGACGCCCGGGAUCGAGCAUGAUUUUACGAUGGGGGUCUGA
Cyphellophora europaea CBS 101466 is the source of this 1092-nucleotide messenger RNA. RefSeq lists its product as uncharacterized. Gene Ontology annotation, cellular component: cytoplasmic ubiquitin ligase complex; cytosol. Gene Ontology annotation, biological process: nucleophagy; autophagy of mitochondrion; autophagosome assembly. Gene Ontology annotation, molecular function: Atg8-family ligase activity. Bases 1 to 1092 code for a protein of 363 amino acids. The record is from RefSeq and is a predicted model, not a curated record. NCBI's taxonomy places the organism in Eukaryota, Fungi, Ascomycota, Eurotiomycetes, Chaetothyriales, Cyphellophoraceae. The transcript has 2 exons.